Messenger RNA from Toxotes jaculatrix (banded archerfish), 1449 nucleotides. RefSeq names its product serine/threonine kinase 33 (gene stk33). Lineage: Eukaryota; Metazoa; Chordata; Actinopteri; Toxotidae. Gene Ontology annotation, biological process: protein phosphorylation. Gene Ontology annotation, molecular function: ATP binding; protein kinase activity. The record is from RefSeq and is a predicted model, not a curated record. The transcript is spliced from 13 exons. The coding region runs from base 1 to 1449 and encodes 482 amino acids.
AUGACAGACGCAGAUGUUAGUGGAUUAGACAUGGACAUGGUGUCCCCUCGGACCACCAGGGACACACAAGAGAGGGAUGUGCCUGUAAUACGCCUUGAGAAUGAGGCUGAACUCAGGGAAAUUUAUAAAUUUGGAAGGAAAUUGGGUCAAGGUAGCUUUGGAGUUGUUUAUGAAGCCACCCACAUAGAGACACAGACAAGCUGGGCUAUUAAGGAGGUUUGCAGACCAGCGGCAGGAAGUUCGAAAGUCAAGAUGCUGGGGCACGAAAUAAAUAUUCUCAGAAAAGUGAAUCACGCUCACAUAAUACAUCUAAAGGAAGUCUACGACACGCCCAGGAUGAUGUAUUUUGUUACUGAGCUGUGCGCUGGAGGAGAACUGAAGCAGCUGCUGCAGCGGAAAACGUUCUUCACAGAGGACGAGACAAGGCAUAUCAUCUGUAGCUUAGCUGACGCAGUUGCCUACCUUCACAAAAGAGACAUAGUGCACCGGGACUUGAAACUUGAGAACAUCCUUGUGAAAAAUUCUCCUGAUGAAGACGUUAAUGGCAAGAUUAAUAUCAAGGUGACAGACUUUGGAUUAUCGGUGCAGACCAGUGGUGUAGGGAUUGGGAACAUAAUGAAGGAGGCCUGUGGGACUCUUAUCUAUAUGGCACCUGAAAUGAUGAGCGGCCGUGGUUACAGCCUGUGGUGUGAUAUGUGGAGCAUAGGAGUCGUUAUGUACAUGUUGUUGUGUGGAGAGCCUCCAUUUGUGUUAAAAACAAAGGAAACCCUGCUUGAGGAAAUUAGGAACAAAGCAGUCACAUUUACUCAACCCAUCUGGGCCACUGUCAGUGAUGCAGCAAAAAAUGUAUUAUCUUGCCUCCUGAACGUGGACCCUGCCUACCGCAUGUCCGCUAAUCAGCUUCUGGAAAGCCCUUGGAUUACAGGUGACACUAGUGUGCCUGCUAUCCCGUCCAAUGUGCUGGAUAUGAUGCAUAACCAUGUGGAGGAGAAAGAGAGAACACAGUCUCUGAAGAACUCAUCGCUCACCACUUCUGAGGACUCACAGAACCUACCCCUGCUCCCCAGGGCAGCUUCAACAGAAGACAACAGUACCUUCAGGAGCCCUGCUAAGCUCAGCCCUGAGAGAGACAGCAGCUUCUCCGCACCCUCUACAUCCACUACAAAAGACAGUGGUGGCAGCCUCCAGCAGGACAAGCGCAAAAAUGGCUCUGAAACCUCGGACCCACUUGAACCAACCACCACACAGUCUCAUGCCCGUGUGAAACCCACCACCCAGACGAGUGCAAAGCAGUGCAACCCUCAGGACAAGAAGGACCUCAGCACAGGACAGAAACCAGCCUCUGAUCUAAGUAAGGCAGACGACCAGAAACCUUCUACCUCCACUAAAAGUAGGACUGGGCCCGGUAAACCACAAUCCAGCUCUAAGAUCAAUACCCAUUCAGAAUAA